UAUGGAAACAUGUUAUGAAUCGAUAUAUUGACUUCUAUCCUCCCAUUUGGGUUACAGUCAAGGAAAACUCCCCGUAGGGUAAAAACCUUGGCCAGGACGAUACAGAACUGUCAACCAUGACAAAGGAACACCCAUGAACAGUGAAAAUCUAUAUAUGAUCUCCGACCACCAUCAGUCUCCCUAUCGGCUAACUCUCCGCGCUUCACCGCGGGGUGGCAAAUAUAUAUUAACCAGCAAGCUCUGUCACUUACUGGACCUGCCACUGUGCAGUUACUCGCUCAUGUCCGGUUAUCCUGCGUAUGGUUGAGUGCUUUUAUGGAUAUCAAUCGGGAUAUCCCAUCGCUCGAUGACUGCCUCGCCUUAGCCAUAUAAGAGAGGUUGACAGAUAUAAAUGGCGGGCAGGUCGGUGCUAGGAUAUCCACAAUGAAGACUAGCCUGACGUGCGGACGAUUUUGAUCCAGCAAGUUCUGUCACUUACUGGGCAUGGUCGCAGCGCCAGGCGUCAGAGCAGGAGGACAGAUGGGAGAGGAGGAAGGGCCGAUGGUGGCCAGGGAAUGGGAGGAGAAAAAGGAUGGGUGGAAGGCACUAAGUUUACGUUAGAAAAGCAUGAUAACAAGAGCAGAGGACUGACCAGAGCAUUUCCCUUUUG
Molecule: messenger RNA, 649 nt
Organism: Aspergillus welwitschiae
Lineage: Eukaryota; Fungi; Ascomycota; Eurotiomycetes; Eurotiales; Aspergillaceae
Exons: 5
Coding region: 134-307 (57 amino acids)
Source: RefSeq, a predicted model, not a curated record